UCCAUGUUCCCAUUCGCCGUUGUCACUGCUGGAGCAGCUGCAGCUGCCGGAGAGGAGCUGGGAGUAGGAGGUAUGAUCCCCCCCUUCUUUACUCGGCCAGAGUACAUGGGGCGCAUUGUUCAGAUGCGAGGACUCGACACGCAGCACUGCGACGCUCGCGAGGUGGCCAGCUCCAUCCACGGCCAGGACGACGGCGACUUGGAGGCUUUGAUCAUCUACAGGCAGCAGGGGCUAGUGAUCGCUGUGUUCGGCACCACGCAAGGUGCUCGUCUGCAGGCCCUCGAGUCAGACGAUAACUGGAUCAGCAUCUUCGGCCGGAAGGUGACCUGCGAGCUCGUCUGCGACCCCGCGCUCUUCACCGGUCCUCCAGCUCCGGCGCCACCAGACGAGCUGCUCCCAGUCCGAGCUGCACCUUACUCAGGCAUGCAUCCGAUGGCGAUUCAGGCAGUGCACGACCUAUACGAGGAGGAGAGGAAGGUCUGUGCUCCUGAUGAUGUCCACGCCAUUGCCGGUGUGCUUCUCAAGUUCGCUGCUCUUUCCCAGCCCGACCUUCUCCGGCUCAGCAGUUUUCCGGACAGGGCCGUGCUUCUACUGGGGAUUCAUCCGGCCAGAAACUGGGAUUACUUUGUGGCGGCUAUGAGCACGUAUGGUGGCCUUGAGGAGCUGGUCCUCUGUCCGCCCAGCAGCGCUGCUCUGGUUAUUUUCAAGUCCUGGAGCUCGGCGUCCAAGGUUUGUUGGGAGACUACAGCCAGGUGCUUGAGCUUGGGCUUCAUCGAGGGUCGGCCCGUGCCGGGAUGGGAGCGUGCUGCUCGGAUCGCCGACGAGGUACACGCACUGCUACUCCGCGUCGACGCGGCCGUCAGGAUGUGAUCACGGCAGGUCCUUUACCAUGUCUGAACUCUGAAACAGAGUAUCGACUAGGUGAUGCUAAUUUGCUCACCCUUCAGUGGAAGUAAACUGCAUAAUUCUUCACCAUGCGAGUUUGCUCCUACGGUGUAAAUUGAAUGUUCAUUUGUACGCAUAUCUUUUCAUCAUACUAGAUACUACUAAU
This is a messenger RNA of Triticum aestivum (bread wheat), 1051 nucleotides long. RefSeq lists its product as uncharacterized. The transcript is spliced from 2 exons. Lineage: Eukaryota; Viridiplantae; Streptophyta; Magnoliopsida; Poales; Poaceae. The record is from RefSeq and is a predicted model, not a curated record. The coding region runs from base 4 to 870 and encodes 288 amino acids.